Paracoccidioides brasiliensis Pb18 is the source of this 255-nucleotide messenger RNA. RefSeq lists its product as uncharacterized. The transcript has 3 exons. The coding region runs from base 1 to 255 and encodes 84 amino acids. The record is from RefSeq and is a predicted model, not a curated record.
AUGGCCCAAGGUGAAAUCAAAAAGUUGAAGCCGGCCACCUCAAAAAAAUCCAAUGCACUUGGUCCCAAAAAGGGUACUCGAGUAAUCGCACCCAAGAAAGCAAAUUUGAUCAGGCAGAAGAAGAUGACCAAGAAACUUUCUGCUGGUCUAACCGCAAAGACAGAACGGACGCUGGCGGAGCGAGCGGGACACUUGGAGUUACUUGCUAGCGGCAAAAAAAACAAAGAUGGGAAAGAUGGGAAAGGAAAGAAAUGA